GGCGACUCCAUCAAAAUUUUAGAUGAAAUUUACCCAACUGAUAUGUACACAAAUGUUACACCCAGAAUUCUCUCCAAACUGGACCAAAAAAUACAUACCAGAAAGGGCAAUCCUUUAAACUUAAUCAGGAAAAUGCUGGAGGCCUUUUUCUACAAAAACUAUGUCCGACGACGUGGGAAUCCUAUAUUUUCAGUUUAUCCAAACAUCAGUCCAGUUGUCACAUUGGAACAGAAUUUUGACCAGUUACUUGUGCCUAAAGACCAUGUGAGUCGAUCUCCCUCCGACAGUUAUUAUAUCAACAAUAAUUAUAUGUUAAGAGCUCACACGUCUGCUCAUCAAAGGGACUUAAUCCGAUCUGGUUUAGAUGCAUUCCUAGUGAUAGGAGAUGUGUACAGAAGAGAUGCUAUAGAUGCUACCCAUUACCCUGUAUUUCACCAGGCAGAAGGUGUUCGUUUAUUUACACACAGUGAGUUAUUUGCUGGAACAGGUGAUCCCAGUGGGUUCCAGAUGUUUGAGAAAGGGAUAAGAGCCUGGGACAAACAAGAAACUCUCACAUUUGAUGCUUCACAGCUGGUUGAAAUAAAUCUACAAAGGACAAUUCAAGACUUAGCCAGGUUUAUUUUUGGAAGAGAUGUAGAAUAUCGUUGGGUUGAAGCAUAUUUUCCAUUUACACAUCCAUCCUGGGAAUUGGAAGUAAAGUUUAAUGGAGAAUGGUUGGAGUUGUUAGGUUGUGGUAUUAUAGAACAGAAUAUUUUAGAUAGAGCUGGUGCUGGUGAUAAGGUGGGCUGGGCGUUUGGUAUUGGAUUAGAAAGACUAGCUAUGAAGUUAUUUUCUAUACCUGAUAUCAGAUUAUUCUGGAGUACAGAUCCUGGUUUUACAUGUCAGUUUAAAGUUGAUGAUCCUUCCAAACAGAUCACUUAUAAGCCUAUAAGUCAACAUCCACACUGUGUUAAUGAUAUCUCCUUUUGGAUUCCUGAGCAUUUUCAUCCCAAUGAUUUUUAUGACAUGGUGAGAGAUAUUGGUGGUGAUUUAGUUGAACAAGUCAAACAGUUAGAAGAGUAUGAGAAUCCCAAAACGAAGCGAAAAAGUCAUUGUUAUCGUAUAAUGUAUAGACAUAUGGAAAGAAAUUUAAGUCAAUCAGAAGUGAAUAAAAUUCAUUCAGAAAUAGAAGAGCAGUCCAAAAAACAACUAGGUGUUGAAGUUCGCUAA
Messenger RNA from Lottia gigantea (owl limpet), 1209 nucleotides. RefSeq lists its product as hypothetical. The transcript is spliced from 5 exons. Gene Ontology annotation, molecular function: phenylalanine-tRNA ligase activity; tRNA binding; ATP binding. NCBI's taxonomy places the organism in Eukaryota, Metazoa, Mollusca, Gastropoda, Lottiidae. The annotation marks the transcript as partial. Gene Ontology annotation, biological process: phenylalanyl-tRNA aminoacylation. The record is from RefSeq and is a predicted model, not a curated record. Gene Ontology annotation, cellular component: cytoplasm; mitochondrion.